AUGCAGGGUUCACCUGUGGACCUCUGGGUGCAGCCUGGAGGUGGUUCUGAAAAAUCCCCUGACAAGGCAGUUGAAGAAGCAACAUCAGGGAGGUUAAUUGCCGUUACGUCGAUCCUUGAGGCACCAGACUUGUCUUUUGCCCAAGGGGGCCUGGAUAUUCGGUGGCAUGAAAAAUGGGGCGAGCUGAUUCUGGACCCCUCGGAAGAUCCCAUAGCCCGUCCCAUCGGUACAAUCAAAGGACAGCAGGACGAAACCUCAGUUGUAAGCACACCAGAACUACAACCACCGUCCCGACCCAAUGGCUACCCCGCGGAAUCGGAAUUGGGAACCGCCAAGACAUUACUGCAGCAGGGCUGGUCGAGACUGCAGGAACUGGAUUCCGUCGCUGCAGUUGACGGUACCCCCGAUGAAGAGUUCAGCAGCAAUUGA
This is a messenger RNA of Volvox carteri f. nagariensis, 429 nucleotides long. RefSeq lists its product as uncharacterized. The record is from RefSeq and is a predicted model, not a curated record. Bases 1 to 429 code for a protein of 142 amino acids. NCBI's taxonomy places the organism in Eukaryota, Viridiplantae, Chlorophyta, Chlorophyceae, Chlamydomonadales, Volvocaceae. The transcript has a single exon.